Messenger RNA from Striga hermonthica, 1143 nucleotides. Lineage: Eukaryota; Viridiplantae; Streptophyta; Magnoliopsida; Lamiales; Orobanchaceae. The record is from the annotation of a GenBank genome assembly.
AUGGAGAAGAUCGUCUGGGAUCCAGAAUUUCGUGGUGCUAGUGUUGAGAGGGAAAAGUAUGUAAAGUGGGUAGAUUCGGUUCUCCAAUCACACCGAGGGUCCACCGUGAAAGAAUUAAGAAUACGCUUUAGUUUAGUCAAAUCUGCAAGAAAGUCAAUUACGAAGUGGCUCAAAUUUGCUUUUGAGAGGCACACUGAAAAGUUGGAGUUGAACCUUUCAGAUGGUGAUUGUGGUCAGGCCGCAGCUGAAUCGUACGUGUUUCCUCAAGAGUUAUGCGGAAAUAUCAACUGUAAAUCCAUAAAAAUGUUGCACUUGGGCAGUAUUCAAGUCUCUGGUGAAACUAUUGAGUUUCUCUUACGUGGCUGCCCAUUGCUCGAGCAGUUAAUUCUCCGUUCCUCCAAGUGUUUGACACGUCUUGAAGUUUGUGGGCCAUCCCUUGUAUUAAAGCAUUUGGAGAUAUGGAGGUGCACUUGUUUAAAAUCCUUAAGAAUUUCUGCUCCGAAACUAACUUCACUUGUACUUUAUAAAGUAGAAGGCCUCUUGCUUGAGGACGUUCCAAUGCUUACUAGUGUUUAUGUGACCUUUGCGGACCUUUGGCGGUCUUCUUCAGAGAGAUUAAUUUCUACAUUGCAUUGCUGUCUUUCCCAAUUGGAGAUUCUCACCUUGGACAUUUGUCGUAGGAGGGAGCUUCUAUGGAAGAUCAAAUUCCCCAUGAUGCCUAAACUUAAGAAGUUGGUCAUCAUUGAAGGUUUAUGUGGUGUGGACUCGAGUCUUCUUGGCCUAGCUAAUUUUAUCAGUGCAUCUCCCAAACUGCAAGAAUUUGAGAUACAGCAAAUGUGGUUUAAUGUUGAAAGGUCAAACAACGAAAUUCAGAAGGGAUUGAAGCACUUGCCACUGCACCAGCACCUGAAAGUUAUUCGGUUUUUAGGUUAUUAUGGUUGCCCGAGUGACGUUGAAUUAGUCAACUACUUGUUGGAGAACUGUGUUGCGCUUAAGGAAAUCUUUGUUGAUACCCGAAGUCAGCUACACGAGGAGGGCUAUCCACUUGAUUCUGAACAAAUAAAAUUGGCUGAAAUAGCAAAGGUUUACGCCAAACAGCAGCUGGAGCCGCUUGUACCUAACCACAUUAGCUUAUUUAUAUGA